AGGAGAUUGUGUGUUUGUGGAGGAGAUAAAUAACAGAGUAAUACAUCGAUCGAUGGGGGGAUGUGCGACUAAGCCCAAGACCUUGAAGGGAGACGAAGAUUUAGCACCGGCACCGGAACCGGCACCCGUCAAAGAGGUCUCUGAAGCUAAGGAGGUUGCCGUUGACGGGGAAGAAGCAAAAUUAAUCAGCCAUGAAGAAGGAGCGGAGAUCCAAGGUGAGGAGAAGAAGGUGACUGAUAAACCAGAAGUUGGCGAUGGUGAGGGUGAUGAUGUUGUGAAGGUGGACGACACAGCCAACAAGCCUCGCUCUCUCAGCAACUUGUUCAAGGAGGGUGAGGAAGAUAAAGAAUCAUCAGUAAAUGAUGAAACAACCCAAAAAGAAGAGCCCAAGACCGAGACAAUCACCAAGGAAGAAAGCAGUAGUUUCCCUGAAGCUGAACAGACUGCUACCACGCCUGUGGCUGAGGUGAAAUCCACCCUACCCGUCGUCCCUGCUUCUGAAACAGUCGAAAAAGAAAAAACAGUAAUCGCUGCAGCUACUGACGUUCAACAGGGAAAAACUGAGAAUGAAGAGGAGAAAGGAGUUGUUGCCAAGGAUGUUUAA
This is a messenger RNA of Telopea speciosissima, 604 nucleotides long. Its product is annotated as putative surface protein SACOL0050. Bases 53 to 604 code for a protein of 183 amino acids. NCBI's taxonomy places the organism in Eukaryota, Viridiplantae, Streptophyta, Magnoliopsida, Proteales, Proteaceae. The transcript has 2 exons. The record is from RefSeq and is a predicted model, not a curated record.